ACAAUCGCUUCGCCUUGACGGUAAGCAUAUCAUUUGGAGGCUGAGAAAGCGAGAGAUACUCGGGAGGAAAGGAGAGAAAAAUGAGCGGAACAGGGAAGAAGAUAGUUGAUGUGGCCUUCAAAGCAUCGAGAACGAUAGAUUGGGACGGCAUGGCUAAGCUUAUCGUCACCGAAGAGGCUCGCAAAGAGUUCGCAACUCUUCGCCGUGCCUUCGAUGAGGUUAAUUCAACUCUCCAGACCAAGUUCAGCCAGGAACCUGAACCCAUAGACUGGGAAUAUUACAGGAGAGGAAUCGGUUCUCGUUUGGUGGAUAUGUACAAAGAAGCUUACGAAAGCAUAUCAGUCCCAAAGUAUGUAGACACAGUCACGCCUCAAUACAAACCUAAAUUUGAUGCAUUGUUGGUAGAAUUGAAAGAGGCAGAGGAGAAAUCCCUGAAGGAAUCUGAGCGCCUGGAGAAGGAGAUUGCUGAAGUCCAAGAGCUGAAGAAAAAAAUCAGCACCAUGACUGCAAAUGAAUACUUUGAGAAGCAUCCUGAGCUGAAGAAGAAGUUUGAUGAUGAAAUCCGCAAUGACUAUUGGGGCUAUUGACCAUCAAGUUUGAUGAUCUUUGCACAAUCAUUAUGCUAUUCAGCCAGAAUUUUUUUAAUCUCAUGAUUUUCCUGCCUGUUUCAGAAUAAGAAUAACCAAAUGGUUUUCUUUGUAAUUUGGUUGAUCAGGGUGUGAAGAAUUUGAACUUCAGGUCGAUGUUAAGAUUACGGUUCUCCAUGUGUUGUCUUGAACUUUACACAUAAAGCCAGACCAGAAUUUCACGAGAAAUUUGCUUCAUUUCAA
Molecule: messenger RNA, 830 nt
Organism: Vitis vinifera (wine grape)
Lineage: Eukaryota; Viridiplantae; Streptophyta; Magnoliopsida; Vitales; Vitaceae
Product: ATP synthase subunit d, mitochondrial-like
Exons: 5
Coding region: 81-587 (168 amino acids)
Biological process (GO): proton motive force-driven ATP synthesis
Molecular function (GO): proton transmembrane transporter activity
Source: RefSeq, a predicted model, not a curated record